Molecule: messenger RNA, 4963 nt
Organism: Odontomachus brunneus
Lineage: Eukaryota; Metazoa; Arthropoda; Insecta; Hymenoptera; Formicidae
Product: histone H1.2-like
Exons: 2
Coding region: 3504-4010 (168 amino acids)
Biological process (GO): nucleosome assembly
Cellular component (GO): nucleosome
Molecular function (GO): DNA binding
Source: RefSeq, a predicted model, not a curated record
GUUUUCGCGCAUAACGAGAGAAUUCUGCAGGGAGGAGGGAGAAUUUAACGGCGUGAUAAAUCGUCAUCCGAUAUCUUUCGUCGUUCGUCUCGUAAAGCUCGGCAAUCCGAAUUACAUCGGAACUCGAGCGGAAUUUUUCGUUGUUCACAGCGAGCGUCGCGCUCUCUCACGACUUUCGUAAUCAAAAUUUUAUCGUUGCGUGUGCUUAACUUGGAGCAGGAAAUUAAAGCAGAAAGAGAAAGAUAGAGAGAGAGGGGGGAGAAAGAGUGAGAGAGGAAGAAGGUGAGAGAGAGAGAGAGAGGAAGAAGGAGAGGGCACAUGUACUAUACGUACGAAACAAUAUAAUGAAAUGCUGAGAAACAUCGCAUUACGCGAUACGUUGCAGCAACUCUUCAGUCACAUAUUGCUUUCCGGUAACGCAGUUUCGCGUUUAAUAAGUCCAACCUCGUUUCAUUUUGUGUAUUUCGUUUGCGAUGAAACUUCAUUUCGGCCGUGGCAAUAUCGGCAACAAACUGCUCGUAACAAACAGUGUAAACUGUGAAUACGGGCACGUUCGCGGCAUUACCGGCGUUUGACGGUGCCUGCAUAUUAUUGCUUUUUAAAUAGCGCAUCGGGCCGCUUCAUCCCGGCGUCGUUAAGCGCAUUGCGAAUUUGUUACCGUCGCACAACCAGUUCGGUUAUUAUCGUCGUGAAUUUAAAUCGUUACCGCAUGGUUACCGUCAUACUCAUUUUUUGGCGUCGCCGCCGCUGCCAUCGCCGCUUUUCCCUGGGAAUAUUUGACAAUUGACUCGAUGUUGUUUCGGAAUUAGUUCACUCGACAUCCCCCGACACCCGUGUGCACAAACAAUCACUCGUCAAUGGAACGGAAAAAAGGACUGGCUUACAUCGAAAAUGCGCGUUGCAUUUCCAAUUACCACCGGCGAGCCCGGCCCGGCAGCGCGCGAUAGCGCGAAUUAAUUUCGAUCCUGCAAAGAAUGGGGAGGAUACGUUUUAAUUUGAUUGUUUUAAUUUAAUUGAAACAAGCGGGAACACUAUGGUCGCGCGCAUGUAGCAUUUGCCUUUUUUUUCUUUUUAACUCAAUCUCGAUUUGCCGCCUACGUGCACCACUGUCCGGUUAUUUAUAUUUGGUUACAUGAUUUCUUGUGCAUUACGAUCCAAUAAAUAUCGUAGAUAAACGGCGGCGACGCGGAAGCGACGAGGCCGCGAGCAUCCACCGGCAGAGAACACGCGGUAUCUGCGCGAUCUAUUAAAUAAAAAAGAAAACACACACAAAAGGAAGAGGAAAAAAAGGAGGACGCGUGGGGGAGGCAGGCACGGGGUUAAAAAUCUCGAAAUUAUAAGCGCUCUCGCCUCCGCCGCCGUCGGGCUUGAAGUGAAAAACCGGCGCGAUUCAACGCGGCGUGAAAUUAAGUGGUUUCGCGGAGAUUAAUACCGGCCGAUUACAGCUAAAAAUACGUUCUCGAGCAACGGCCGACAUGGCCGUUCGCCGCGUAAUUGUAUUCCUUUUUUUUUUACUAUGCAAAUGCGCGCGCGCGCGCUCUCCUCGCGUGCGGAUAUCGCCGGGCUUUGCGGUCGCGUGCGAAUUUCCCUUCUUCGGCGGCAACAUAUCGUCUGCCGCGUUAUUAGCGACCGGGCUUAUCACGGGGUCGCCGCCGCCGCCAUGUAUAUGAUUGCAUAACGAUUCCGACGCGCUCGGGCUUAUUGCGCGCCGUCCACUUUCGUUUGUAGACCGAUAACGACGGUCCGGCGACGAUCAAUCACCGCGGUAAUGUUCUCGCGCGUAUCGCCGUUCUCUCCUUUCUAGCCGGCGCGAUGACUAAUUUGCGUACUCCGCCGAGCCGGGGGUUGUAGAAAGGCCGCACCCUCCUCGGUGGCUGAUACCUGCGCGAAGUGCAUCCGGCCGGUGGACGAUGUAUUAUUCAACGGUUGCCUUUUUUUCAUCGGACGAGAAAGUAAUGCCUAUCGUAAAGUUGACUGAUUGGGAGACAAGGAGAGCGAAACGCGUGCCGAGGAUACGCCGAUAACCCGGGGAACGUUGCAAUAAAAGAGAGAAAAGAAUGAGCGUUGCGCUGGGGAAAAGAAGGAGAGAAAGAGAGAAAGAGCGAUGCGUUCGCGUAUACCAGCUCUUAUGCAUUGCAUAGCAUAGAUGCGCUUAUGGCGCAGCAGGCUAACGUCACGUUUCUUUCUCUCGGAUCUCGCGACACGCCGCGCUAUUAGUAUAUACGCCAACACCUUGGUGUGUUUUGCUAUUUAUCUGUCAUUUCUUUGCCAUUUCUUUGCCAUUUCUUUGCCAUUUCUCUGCCAUUUGAGCCAGUUUCCUGCUGCGCGAUCUCUGAUAAAUAUACAUAAGUAAUUUUGUUAGAACGUUGCUUUUGUUUUCGAGAUACAAAAAAUCGCGAAGUCCCUCGAAUAUAAAGAGAAAUACAUCUACGAUGUGUACUUUGGCGUGUUUGGCUAAGAAGAUUUCGAAGAUUAGCAUUGAUGUCUUGAAAAGUUCAAAAGUUUUAUAUAUUGGGAAAGGAGAUGUCUAAAAAAUAAAUAUAUUCAAUAGAUGUUAAUGAUACAUCUACUUGUUCACAGAAUUUCAAUAAUACCUUCCAUUUUCAGCUAUGGUAUUUUGCUCGAGCAUAUUGUGUGUACAUAUUUUUCUAUCGUAACUGUUAGUUUCGAGAAAUAUCUGCAACUCAGUCACAUUAAAUGCAACAAUAAUAAUGCAUAUAUGUAUUCGUACGUUCCCGUUGCAUUUAAUGUGACUGAGUUGCUGGAUUCUUCUGAAAAUCAACAGUCAUGAUGCAAAAAUAUGUAGAUACAAUGCGCCAGAGCCAAAAUAUCCUAGCCGGAAAUGGAAGGCGUUAUUGGAGGCCUGUAUACUAAUAUGCAUAUUUUUACAUUGAAAAAAAAUUCCCUUUAAAUCAGAAAAUACAUAUUUUUCUAGAACACCGUUAUUUCUCAUAAAAGCGAUUGUUUAUUCUGCCUAAAUAAAAGAAUUUAAAAUUAAGCAAAUAUUUUAUUGGUAUCCACCGAAGAAAUAUUUUAUUUUUUAGAUUUUUUUUUGUUCAGUGUAGAAAAUUAGUGCCUAUGCCUGUUAUUUAUAUGCCUGUUUUUUUUCGAGGAACUUUCUGAACUCUGGUAUAUAUUGGUGCAAUAAGCUAGAGUGAAAUAAAAUAUACUUGUUUCACUCGAACUUAUUGCACCACAUAGUCUACACCACACAAUUCAGGAAGUUGCUCGAAAAAGAACAGACCUACAAUUUCCAGGAUAUCUUCGAAAAUAUAUCCCGCCUGAAAAUAGUCUUGGUUCGAUAGAAACAAAUGAUAAAGAUUAGUCGCCGAUGGCUUCUCGGGGCGAAUUGUUUGACAGUUCUCACGGUGUAAAUUUUCGUGUCGAUUACUUCGCGAAACUUUAUUUAUUAUUUCAUCGAUUACUUCUUAUAUUCAGCCAUUGUAACAGUAUUCACGUUAAAUUGCGGCUGUGGUUUAUGAAUCUGAAGAAUUAGCACGGGAAUGGCGGGGAAGCGAACGAAAACUGUGGCAAGGGAGAGAAGAAGCAGGGUUAAACCCACGAAAAUCGCUGCGUUGGUCGUCUCGGCCAUAAAGGAUCUCCGCGAAGCCAAAGGCUCUACGUCCGAGAAGAUCGCGGGAUACAUUAGUUACGGCUCGAGUAUGCCCAAGGAAUUUGUCAAGCGACAAGUGAAGGCGGCUUUGAAGCGAGGCGUGGAGCACGGCAUUCUGCGAAGACAUCGCGGUCACUAUUUCCUUCUCAUUGGCGACGAAUUGGAUCGCGCGAAUCGUAUCGCCAUGCGAUUUGCAAGAUUGCCGACGCCGUCGCCGCGGCCGCUCGCCAGGUCAAAAAUCAAUUCUGCCCGUAAGAUAAAGGACCGUAAGAGACCCCGAGGAAUUGGUAAUAGAGUGCGAAAGAGCAAAAAAGCUCGCCGAAGCCGCAGCCCCUCAGCCGUUCCUAGUUUGACGGACAAAAUUGCCGAUGACGACGUCGCGUUCGCGACGGAGUGAAAUCACUUACCGAUCUGUAUAAUCCUGGGAAAAUAUUUUUCCGUGCGCGCGCGCGCGCACGCGUUCCUGAUGCCUGUGUUUGUUCGCGAAACUAUUAUCUGUUUUCAAUCAGAGGAGACGUAAAGUUAACUCAUCCGCAAACAAUACUCGCCGUGAACGUGUGAUAAACAUAUGAUUAGAACCGUACCUGUGCGAAGGUACGACGAGAGUCGUCUAUCUGUGAGAUCAUGUGCAAAUUAUGUCACGUGUAUCGAUGUUGUGUUGCUUGAAUGAUAAAGAGUAAAUAUCCUCGCGUUGCUCUUUCAUCGGCACGUUACUCGCAUUGCCCGUCGAAAUCGAGAAAUAAUGAUCCACGUGGCGGACGGAUAUAAUGGUUAUGAAUAUUAAUUAAAACUCUCGCCGCGCCAGCUCGAUCAUAAAUUAUCGAUAAUGUUUUAUCGUUAUCGAGAUUUUAAUAUCCUCCGGCACGAUGAAGUGGAUCGCGAUGUUCUUAGACGAACGGCGACGGUGAGAAACGGAUGAAUCGUUUUCUAUUACAACGAUAUAUCGAGUCGGUCGUGUCUCGACCCGACGACGACAACGACGAGCGGUAGCAUCGCUUCAGCGCUCGUCCGCGCUGCGGCAGAAUUAAGUGAAAUGAGGAACGAGCUUUUUUCGUAAAUUGCACCGGAGGUAAGGCGACCAUUUAUAAAAGUUAGGAGCUUCUUACCCGGGCCGAUAAACUUAAUAGCUUCAGAAAUUUACGGGGUUUGGCAUGCUGAGGAGAAAAUUUUGUGCGCCUCUGUUCUUGCCGAUCGAUCGCGCCCGCAACUUCUUCCUCGUUUUAUUGGGUACAUCCGCGUCAUUACGCUCGCGAAAUAAUUUCGUUCUCACUUCGCCGUUUUUCGUCUGUCUCUCUCUCUCUCUCUCUCUCUCUCUCUCUCUCCCCCUCUCUCUCUCUAUCUUUUUCUCUC